Molecule: messenger RNA, 1022 nt
Organism: Rubroshorea leprosula
Lineage: Eukaryota; Viridiplantae; Streptophyta; Magnoliopsida; Malvales; Dipterocarpaceae
Source: the annotation of a GenBank genome assembly
CAUCAUUGACACAGUUGAGUUUACACAGAUCAUAACUGAGCUGCUUUACUUCCUCAAAAUUGUCAAUCAUAAUAUUCUUGAAAAUUAGAGAAAUGUUACUUUGAGAUACCAUUUCAGAGAGGAGAAGAGAGUUUUGUUCUUCUAGAUUACGCUUCUCUUCACAUAAGUCAAAGACUUCCUUCGUCAAGGACCUUCUCUCAUCAAGCACCUUGCAAUUUUCUUCCUGAAAAUUCUGGGCCAUUUUCAAGGUCAGCUGUGAACUUCAAUACUGAAUGCAAGACUGCAGUGUCAAGUAAUCAUGGCAACGGCAGUUAUGAUCACUCUGCUGUUCUUAACACCAUUGUUCGAUUACAGUCCUCUAGUGGUUCUUUCCUCCAUCAUAAUAGCUGCAAUGCUUGGUCUCAUUGACUAUGAAGCUGCCAUCCAUCUCUGGAAAGUAGACAAAUUCGAUUUCAUUGUCUGGAUGGGUGCCUAUGUCGGUGUUGUUUUUGGAAGUGUGGAGAUUGGAUUGGUUAUAGCGGUUGGGAUUUCAUUGCUCAGGGUGCUUCUGAUCUCAAGGUGGAUUGAUGAAGAGGAAGACAAACUGAAAUCAUCUGGAGAAACAAGCUUACAGUACAUUAUACUGGACAUGGGUGCUGUUGGUAACAUUAACACAAGUGGGAUAAGCAUGCUUGAAGAGGUCAAGAAGACUACUGAUAGAAGGGGGCUCAAGCUUGUAAUAGCCAACCUUGGAGCUGAAGUGAUGAAGAAAUUGAACAAGUCUAACUUCAUUGAAAAUAUAGGCCAGGAAUGGGUACAUUUAACAGUAGUAGAAGCUGUGGCAGCAUGUAUUUUCAUGCUUCAUUCACACAAACAUAACCCUGCUAAAGAUGAAUCAGAGCCAUGGAGCAAUGUCUAAGCUAUUUUUGAUGUAAUAGACCAGAUACGACAACUUUUUUUUUUUUUUUAUUUCCUUUAAAAUUUAGGUAAAUUAAGUUAUUCUGGCUUUAGCAUCUAUCUGAUAAUCAAGAUGACUUGCUUAA